Messenger RNA from Nelumbo nucifera (sacred lotus), 1518 nucleotides. RefSeq lists its product as uncharacterized. Gene Ontology annotation, biological process: defense response. NCBI's taxonomy places the organism in Eukaryota, Viridiplantae, Streptophyta, Magnoliopsida, Proteales, Nelumbonaceae. The record is from RefSeq and is a predicted model, not a curated record.
CUGUUCAUGGGCCGGGUUUCGGGCUUGGCUUUAUACUGAUUCGGGUUCGGUCACCGGGUCGGAUCCAUUCAAAUUUUCGGCCCACGAACAGGCGUUUUAAAGCUUUCGUGAGUUUCAUUCAUGGCCUUCGGCAUCUGCAGACCAAACUCUCAUACGUGUUUCGCUCUCUCUCUCUCUCCCCUCUUAAGUCAUAUAACACACACUGGCUGCAGAGUGCCCAGACGUUCUCCUCUCGUUCUGCAUCUUUCUUCUACGUCGUGCCCUUCUCCGUUUCUUGAUUUCUUCUUUCUUGAACCCAAUCCUCAGUUACUCACGACCUUUUGGUUUACUAUCAUCAUCAGAAGAGAGGAGAGAUAGAAAGAUAGAAAUAAAGAAAAAGAGAAGGUCUAGAAGGAGAAGAGAAGCACGCCAUGGAAUCGGAAACUCAUCUCUUGGAGAUUAACUUGAUCUCCGCUCAAGGCCUCAAGCCCCCCUCUGCUAACCUCCGCCGCAUGCAGACUUACGCUGUCGCCUGGAUCGACUCCGCCAUCAAGCUCCGCACCCGUGUCGACCGUGUCGGCUGCGAAAACCCCACCUGGAAUGACAAGUUCAUCUUUCGCGUCUCCUCCGCUUUCCUCUCCACCGACACCUCUGCCGUCUCCGUUGAGAUUUACGUCGUCGGCUACCUGAAAGAUACUCUCAUAGGUACCGUCCGUUUUCUCAUUGGCAACUGUCUCUCCUCCAGCGCUCCCACCUUCUCCGCUCUCCAGAUUCGCCGCCCCUCCUCCGGCAGAUUCCACGGCGUACUGAACAUCGGCGCUAUGGUUAUAAAAAACCGCACUGACUUCGCGGCCUUGAAUGGAUUCUCUGCGAUCGGGUACCGUGAUCUAAUGGGAAAGAACCGCCCCCGCCAGAGCGACCGCCAAUCCAGACAACCAUCCAAGACCAAUAAAAGCUCCUUCGAAGAAUCUUGCCAGCAUUCACGUGGAGAUUAUUCCGGGGAAUAUUCGGAUGAUUCGGAAUCCGCCGCUUCUUCAUCCACGUCGACGACGUCCACGGUCCUGACGGACUUGAAUGGGAGAAGAGAGGUUUCCGGCAAGAUGGAUGAAAAGAGCUCGGACGGCGGCGGAGUAAGGUUGCUGUGUGGCUUGGGGUUGGGGUUUCAGAUGAAGAUUCAUCUGUGUCCGUUGGAUCAGAACCAGCAGAUAUCGUCAACCGCAUCUGACGUAGAACUGGACUGAUAGAGAGACCGUGAAGAUUAUUAUUAUUUUUUUUUUCAUUUUCCUUCACAAUCGACGUUCAAGAUUGUUUUGAUGCUUUCGUUACCUUCCAUCUCAGGAUUUGGUUCGGGUAUUGUUUGUUUGUCUAGUGUGAACGGGCGGUGUUGUGUUAGUGGUUUCUGAUUCAGUUUAGUCUUUAGUCGUUGUUACUUCGUUCCUUUUCUCUAUUUGCGCUUUUUUUGUUCUCAUUUUUGCUUUCGGCUCCAUUUGUUUGCAUUUAUUUGCAACGCAAUUUCAUCUGUAUUUGUAUAAUUGCAUG